UGAACUGCUGGAGGCACACAGAUUGGAGGGGUGGGAAUUAGGGAGGAGAAAAACCAUCUGCAAAGCUCUCAUUUGCAGCUUGCUCUAGAAUGUGUGGAACACUGUCUUUAGUGGACAGUUAUUACCAUCACUUGUGCAUUCUAUUUUCAGGGAAGAGUCAACGUGUCCCCCCAUCUGCUCCCUUUGAACAAGUGCCUUUCGCCUCCCUGUCUUGGUGGCCUGACCCAGGAGUAAUCCACUCUGCUGCCGGCAUGCCCACCCAGCUGGAGAUGGCCAUGGACACGAUGAUUCGAAUCUUCCACCGGUACUCUUGCAAAGAGGGGGACAGGUUCAAGCUCAACAAAGGGGAACUGAAGAUGCUAUUACAGCGGGAGCUCACAGAGUUCCUCACAUGCCAAAAGGAUCCCCAGUUGGUGGAUAAGAUAAUGCAGGACCUGGACGCCAAUAAGGACAACGAAGUGGAUUUUAAUGAAUUUGUGGUCAUGGUGGCAGCUCUGACAGUUGCUUGUAAUGAUUAUUUUGUAGAGCAGCUGAAGAAGAAAGGCAAAUAAAGACAACUAGCAAGCCAACGAAAGGCAGGGAUAGACCCAAAGUUCUGUAUCUACUGUGAGUCUGUACCCUUCCUAGAGACACAGUGAUAUGACUUCUAGAUGUUGUAUAUGUCUACUUACUAGCAUUAAGUUAGAUUUACCUUGACGAACUGGCUUUAUACAGAUAUUCCAGAUCUUAUGCUCUCUGUUGAAAUUUACCCGUGUUGUUAAAAAUGUUAUGAUUUAUUUGUCAAAUAGAGAGCACCCACAAAUUUAGCCGCUUUUGAAAUGAGACUCAAAACUGAUGAGUUUCCAAGAUCUCAUUCUUAAAUUGUGUUUUGCAAUUCCUUCAUUACUGAUGAGAUUACUCGGCUCUCCCUAUAGGCUCCCGAUUGUGCGUCAAAUAGCAGAAACAGUGAAGGGCUGCGAGCAGAAAGUCUGGUAAAGAGAAAGACUGGCCUUUCGUGAGUUAGACUGGGGUGGGCGGAUUCAGGACUAGGUGUCCAAGCCGUAAGAGCUGAGGACAGCAAGUCUUAGGAGUUGGUGUGUAAAUACCCUCCCAUGCCCCUGGGGCUGAGUGUUUUCCCAGUUCCCAGAGGUUUCCCUAGGGUUAAGCAGCAUCAGGCCUUGGGGGAAGGGGAUACUUGCCUCUUCCCUGUCUCCUUCUUAGUCUUACUACAGUGCUCCAACUUAUCUGCUGUGCCUGAAAUAAAUGACCUGCACAAGAAUCCUCAAGGGAUCCAAACAGUGACAGGCAAUCUGGAGGGCCGGAAGAAAGGGAGUUGUAAUUUGAAGUGAUGAUCCUGGGUACCAGGGAAGAUGGUAGCACAGAGGGCGACUGUGAAGGAGGCUCUGCCGUGUUUGGGUGAAAGACCAAGGUGGCUCACCGUGGCUCAAGCCAGGAUUCUGCGAUGGAGGUGAAGGCGUGGGGGUGAUGGAUGUGAAGGCGUGCCGCUGAAGGGUUUGUGGGGAGAGACUGACAGAUCUUUGAGGGUUGACACGGCAGACUGUUGUUAGCCUGACACGCAGCCUGUCUUUCUCUACACAUCAGAAUUCUGUUUAUGCAUAGUGGCAAGGGACCAUUGAAAAAGAUUUGUUUCCCAAUAUGUUGUACCAGUGCGGGAGCCGGGCUUACCAUACAACUGGAUUAAGAAGGGAAAAUGAAGCCUGCCAGGAAUCACAGGGAGUGUUUUGGCUUUAGGUCUUCUACUUUCUACCUCUUAUAUCUUCCAUUUCCUUUCCUUUGGAAAGUCAAGGUGAGGCUUGGGGGUGGAGCUUCCAUCUCCCAGCGAAUCAGAGCUAAUUUAUUCUGAGUCAAAUAGGAGUGACCCAAGGCCAGGGAGACAGAAGGAAAACCAGGAGGGCGUGGCCAGGGAGCUAGAAAGAAAGCCAGGAGGGCGUGGCCAGGGAGAUAGAAGGAAAACCAUGAGGGCGUGGCCAGGGAGAUAGAAGGAAAGCCAGGAGUGGUCAGGAGACAGAAGGAAAGCCAGGAGGGGGUGGUGCCUUGGAAGCAUUCAGAGCUGGGAAUAGGUGAAAUCUUGAGGAGUAGGAUGAGAAGGGAGGAUGGGUGGCUAGGCUGUCAAGGCAGCGGUGAUGUCAGCGAUGCUGAAGAGGCUGAUUUGGAUUAGAAAAAGCCCCAGUCCCUGGCCCACAAGUAGUAGGUUCCCAAUACAUAUUUCUGUAAUAAACACAUGAAGGAACUUGCCAGCCAUUGGCAUUCCAGACUGAAGAUCUGCUGUGUUUAAUUUACGUAGAACAAUAUUUUUGCCUUCUUCAAAUCAGUUUUAAGCAGAGAGUUUGGGGAGAUUUCAGAGGUGGGCAAAGCAUUCAAGAGAAAAAUCUAGACUUUGCAAUGCCCUUACUCCUGCCUUUUAAAGGGGUGGGAGAAAGUAAACAAAAUUGGGCAUGUAUUUUGGCUGUGUGUAGGUUCUUUCCUUUUUUGCCUUUUAAAAGAAAUUGAAAAUAAAAACUUCAUGCAAUA
Messenger RNA from Mesocricetus auratus (golden hamster), 2511 nucleotides. RefSeq names its product S100 calcium binding protein Z (gene S100z). Gene Ontology annotation, molecular function: calcium ion binding. The record is from RefSeq and is a predicted model, not a curated record. Bases 90 to 551 code for a protein of 153 amino acids. Gene Ontology annotation, cellular component: cytoplasm. NCBI's taxonomy places the organism in Eukaryota, Metazoa, Chordata, Mammalia, Rodentia, Cricetidae. The transcript has 2 exons.